AUGAAGUUCACUGGAAUCCUUGCCUCCCUCGCCAUCGCCAGCACUGCUACUGCUGCUGCUAUCCCCAACCUUGACGUUGUCAGGGUCCAGUCCACUGUCACCCGUAUCGAGGGUGUCCUUGACCAGAUUGAUGUCUCGUCAACUCGCAGUGGCGACGCUGACCUUGCAGGUCUCACAUCCCAACUCGGCGGUAUCCACGACACCCUGAACGGCCUCGUUGCCGCUAUCGUUGGCGGAGUCAACUCCAGCCCCCUUCUGCAGGGUGUCCUCGACCUUGCUGGUGGUCUCGUCACCACUGUUGUCAACGUCGUGGGUACGAACGAGCAGGUUCCCGACUUCGGUGUUCUCUCCAACACCCUCGUCAGCCGUGUUCAGAGCGGUGAUGUCGACGCUGCUAGCCUUGAGCAGCUCCUGACCAUCCUCGGCGGAGCGAACGGUCUCUCCAACCUGAACACUGUUCUGUCGCAGCAGCAGUGA
Molecule: messenger RNA, 477 nt
Organism: Aspergillus calidoustus
Lineage: Eukaryota; Fungi; Ascomycota; Eurotiomycetes; Eurotiales; Aspergillaceae
Source: the annotation of a GenBank genome assembly